Mucor mucedo is the source of this 1566-nucleotide messenger RNA. RefSeq names its product S-adenosyl-L-methionine-dependent methyltransferase. The record is from RefSeq and is a predicted model, not a curated record. The coding region runs from base 66 to 1541 and encodes 491 amino acids. Gene Ontology annotation, molecular function: protein-arginine omega-N symmetric methyltransferase activity. Gene Ontology annotation, cellular component: mitochondrion. The transcript has 3 exons. NCBI's taxonomy places the organism in Eukaryota, Fungi, Mucoromycota, Mucoromycetes, Mucorales, Mucoraceae.
AAUUCUACCCCAGGGCAAAAAAAAAAAAAAAAAUAACAGUUUACCCUAUUGCAGACGUUUUCGACAUGUUGAGAGCACGAAAUCAACUCUUGACAGCUAGUCAACGUUCUGGGCUAUUUGCACGUUCAAGUGGUCCAUCAAAGCCUGCUAUUGUUCGCUUACAACACACCAAGCCUAACCACACAAAAGAAACAUUACCUGGUAUAUUCUCACCCUUCUUUUCAGCAACCGAUGACGAGCAGAAAGAAGAAAAAGCACGACGAAACUAUCCUCGUCAGACCGCUUACGACACAGCGAAAUAUAAAAAGCCACCUACACGUAAUAAAAUGUUGGUGCGUGAUUUCAUUGAUGAUUCACUUUAUAAUCCUAAUUAUGGUUACUUUUCAAAACAAGCUGUCAUUUUUUCUCCAGAAACCGAUUUUGAAUUUAACAACAUGGACGAUCAUUUGGAGUUCAUGAAUAUUUUGGGCCAAUUGUAUAAGGAUAUUGAAGGCGAUGCUGAUGAAGUUGAUGAAGUAGCAAGACAAGUGUGGCACACACCAACUGAAUUAUUUAAGCCUUGGUAUGGUUAUGCUAUUGCUAAAUAUUUAGUAUCAGAAUACAAGUUGAAUCUCUUUCCUCACAAGGACCUGAUUAUCUAUGAAAUGGGUGCUGGUAACGGUACUCUGAUGAUGAAUAUUCUCGACUAUAUCCAACAAAACGAACCCGCAGUUUAUAAAAGAACCCAGUACAAUAUUAUUGAAAUUUCAGGAAAAUUGGCAGAAAGACAAUCUCAAAGACAAGAUGUGAAAGAAGCGAAGGAUCAACAUAAGUGCGUUAAGAUUAUCAACAAGAGUAUAUUUGAUUGGGAUAUCCAUGUACCUGAUCAAUGUUUCUUCUUGGGUAUGGAAGUCAUAGAUAAUUUUGCUCAUGAUUUGAUCCGCUAUGAAUUAGAAACUUUACGACCAAUGCAAGCAUUAGUGAGUACAGACGCAAAAGGCGAUUAUACAGAAAUAUAUGAACCUGUCGGAAAUGAUGCCCUGAUUAGUAGAUAUUUGGCCAUGAGAGAUCAAACAAGGUACCGCUCACCCGUAUUAUCUAAGCAACUUUGGUUGAAGUGCUUACAAUCGUUACCAUUGGCUCCAAAUAUGACUUCACCAGAGUUUAUUCCAACCAAACUAUUCAUGUUACUCGAAACCUUAAAAACGCAUUUCCCUCAGCACAGACUUGUACUCUCUGACUUCUCAUCAUUACCCGAUUCUGUAGAUGGUGUUGAUGCGCCUGUUGUUCAGACUCGUUAUAGAGGCACCAUGGUACCUUGUUCGACAUAUAUGGUCCAACCAGGCUGGUUCGACAUUUUCUUCCCAACUAACUUCGAAUUAUUAAGAGACUUAUAUUUGAUGGUGUGUCGCGGAUCCAGAGCUGGCAAUGACAAAACAGUAAAGGUAUUAACACAUCGCGAAUUUUGCGAGAGAUAUGGUGAUGUAGAACGUACAACCACAAAAAGUGGGGAGAACCCAAUGUUAAUGUAUUAUGAAAACAUGAAAAUGAUUUUGACCUAAAUAAAAAAAGUAUAGAGUACACACG